Nerophis lumbriciformis (worm pipefish) is the source of this 966-nucleotide messenger RNA. The record is from RefSeq and is a predicted model, not a curated record. Lineage: Eukaryota; Metazoa; Chordata; Actinopteri; Syngnathiformes; Syngnathidae.
AUGUCACACACGGCGGCGGGGUUGAAUGUAUUCACCGAUUGGCCAGCCCCCACGGCGAGCAAGUUUUGGCUCACCGUUCCCCUCUGCUGCGGGCAGAACUGCUCGUUGCAGAGGACGCAGCUGGAUAAUGACCGCACGAUAGACCGGCUGACGUCGCUGGAGCGCAUGGCUGCCCAAGCCCAAGCCAAGAAUGUGGUCUAUUGGAAUUUUUCCAAGAGUGACUUUGGGGGCUGGUUCCGUUCUGCCCGAUCCUCAGUACACAAAGCAGGCGCCAGGAAAGAUGCCCACUCCAACUUGCUGUCCAAGCAGGAAUCCAGCAACCUGUAUAAAAUCCAAUUUCACAAUGUCAAGCCAGAGUGUCUGGAUGCAUAUAACAAUCUAGAGGCAGAGGUACAAAAGAAACUACAUCAGGACACAGAGUAUCCAUGUGAGGUAGUAGGAAGCUGGAACACCUGGUAUGGAGAACAGGACCAAGCAGUGCACCUAUGGCGCUACAGAGGGGGCUACCCUGCCCUGACUGAGUGCCUCAACAAGCUCAAAGUCAACAAGGAAUAUUUAGAAUUCCGGCGAGAGAGAGCAAAAAUGCUGAAUUCCAGGCGGAAUCAACUCCUGUUGGAGUUCAGUUUCUGGAAUGAACCUCUUCCCAGACCGGGACCAAACAUAUAUGAAAUGAGGAGCUACUCAAUCAAGCCAGGGACCAUGAUCGAAUGGGGCAACCACUGGGCCAGGGCCAUCAAAUACAGGCAGGAAAACAACGAGGCCGUUGGGGGCUUCUUCUCGCAGAUUGGCGAUCUGUACGUCGUCCAUCACUUGUGGGCUUAUGAAAACCUUCAGUCUCGAGAUGAAACCAGGAAGUCUGCAUGGCGAAAAGAGGGAUGGGACGCUAACGUGAGCUACACGGUACCUCUCAUCAGAAGCAUGGAAUGCAGGAUUAUGAUUCCUUGCACCAGUUCUCCGUUACAAUGA